UAUCCACCAGCACGCGUUUGCCCCGGCGACGUCAAAUAUCUACCACUUUUCGCUGCCCCUCCGUCUUUUCUCUUUCUUCUCAUCCUCCAGUCCCCUCAGCUCCUGUCUUCAGGACUAUCUUGCUCUUCUUUUUUUAACGAAACUUUUUCUUUUCAUGCCUCUUGACAUUAUCUCCUUCAAUCCUUUUUCUCUGUAGCUCAACCUAAUUAUACCCUUUUUGUCAUAUUCUUCAGUUCUACACAUUCCUCAGCCGUUCCCUGUUAUUCAAGAUGUUUGUCUACAAGAGAGACGGACGCAAAGAACGCGUGCAGUUCGAUAAGAUCACCGCUCGUGUGUCGAGGCUCUGUUAUGGACUUGAUCCUGAACAUGUCGACGCUGCUGCUAUCACCCAGAAGGUCAUUUCUGGUGUCUAUCAGGGGGUCACCACCGUCGAGCUCGAUAAUCUGGCCGCCGAGACCGCCGCGUACAUGACCGUCACACACCCCGAUUACGCUAUCCUCGCCGCUCGUAUAGCCGUUUCCAACCUUCACAAGCAAACCAAGAAGCAAUUUUCAUUGGUCAUUUCCGACCUCUACCACUAUGUUAACCCCAAGAACAACAACCCCGCACCCAUGAUUUCCCAGGAAACGUACGAACUUGUCAUGAAACAUGCCGACGAACUCAACUCGGCUAUUGUUUAUGAUCGUGAUUUCAACUACAACUUCUUCGGCUUCAAGACCCUUGAACGGUCGUAUCUCCUGCGAAUCAAUGGCAAGGUUGCCGAACGCCCUCAGCACCUCUUGAUGCGUGUCUCCGUUGGUAUUCACGGCAAUGAUAUUGAGAAGGCCAUUGAGACCUACCACCUUAUGUCCCAGAAAUACUUUACUCACGCAUCCCCGACCCUAUUUAAUGCUGGUACCCCCCAGCCUCAACUUGCCUCAUGCUUCCUCGUCGACAUGAAAGAGGACAGCAUUGAUGGUAUCUAUGACACUCUCAAGACAUGCGCCAUGAUCUCCAAGACUGCUGGUGGUAUUGGUCUGAACGUUCACCGGAUCCGUGCCACCGGCUCUUACAUUGGUGGUACCAACGGUACCUCUAACGGCCUGGUUCCCAUGCUACGGGUCUUCAACAACACUGCUAGAUACGUCGACCAGGGAGGUAACAAGCGUCCUGGUGCUUUUGCUAUCUACUUGGAGCCCUGGCACUCGGAUGUUUUCGAGUUCCUGGAUCUCCGCAAGAACCACGGUAAAGAAGAGGUUAGAGCUCGUGAUUUGUUCUACGCUCUGUGGACUCCCGAUCUCUUCAUGAAGCGUGUUGAGUCAAACGGUGACUGGACUCUAUUCUGUCCCAACGAAGCUCCCGGACUUGCCGAUGUCUACGGCGACGAGUUUGAUGCUCUCUAUGAGAAGUACGAGAAAGAGGGUCGCGGCCGCAGAACUAUCAAGGCGCAGAAACUCUGGUAUGCUAUUCUGGAAGCCCAGACUGAGACCGGCAAUCCCUUCAUGCUGUACAAGGAUGCAUGCAACAAGAAGAGCAACCAGAAGAAUUUGGGCACCAUCCGCAGCUCCAACCUGUGCACGGAGAUCAUCGAGUACAGCGCUCCCGAUGAGGUUGCUGUCUGCAACUUGGCUUCUCUUGCUCUUCCUACCUUCGUUGAUGCAGCCCGCGGCGAAUACGACUUUGGCAAGCUCCACGAGGUUGUGCAGGUCUUGGUCCGCAACCUGAACAAGAUCAUUGACAUCAACUAUUACCCCGUUCCGGAGGCUAAGAAAAGCAACUUCCGUCACCGCCCCAUCGCUCUUGGUGUCAACGGUUUGGCUGAUGCUUUCCUCGCUUUGCGCCUGCCUUUCGACUCGGCCGAGGCUAGACAGCUCAAUAUCCAGAUCUUCGAGACCAUUUACCACGGUGCUCUGACUGCCUCCUCUGAUUUGGCCAAGCAGCACGGCCCUUAUGAGACUUACGAGGGUUCUCCCGUCUCUCAGGGUAUUCUCCAGUACGACAUGUGGGACCGCACCCCUACUGAUCUGUGGGACUGGGAUGCCCUGAAGGCCAAGAUUGCACAGACUGGUGUCCGCAACAGUCUCUUGGUUGCUCCCAUGCCUACUGCUAGCACCAGUCAGAUCUUGGGAUUCAACGAGUGCUUUGAGCCAUACACCUCGAAUAUUUACUCCCGUCGUGUUCUGGCCGGUGAGUUCCAGGUGGUCAACCCUUGGCUGCUCAAGGACUUGGUUGACCUCGGCUUGUGGUCUGAUAACAUGAAGAACCGCAUCAUCGCCGACGGCGGCUCCGUCCAGAACAUCCCCAACAUUCCUGCCGACAUCAAGGCCCUCUACAAGACCGUUUGGGAAAUCUCUCAGCGGAACAUCCUUCAGAUGGCUGCCGACCGUGGCGCAUUCAUUGAUCAGUCCCAGUCCCUCAACAUUCACUUGAAGGAGCCCACCAUGGGUAAAAUUACCAGCAUGCACUUCGCAGGCUGGAAGAUGGGUCUCAAGACUGGUAUGUACUACCUGCGGACGAUGGCGGCUUCGGCUCCUAUCCAGUUCACGGUAGACCAAGAACAGCUCAAGGUUGAGGAUACCAAUGUCGCUCGUGCCAAUGCUUCCUUCAAGAAGCGCGCUACCGGGGGCGCCUCCUCCACUUACUCCGCUGUGCCUCGCGGCCAAAGUCAGGUCAACGGCCACAGUGACGAUGUCAACCAUGGUGCUGAGAGCCCCCGUGUUCUCGCCGCCGAUGUCACUUCCCGUGGCACCGAGGCUGAGGCUGAGGGCCCUCAGGAAGAGGAUUCCGAGAAGACGAGCGAGGAGCGCGAGAACGACAUCUACUCCCAGGCGGUGCUCCAGUGCAGCAUCGAGAACAAGGAGGCCUGCAUCAUGUGCCAGGGUUGAAGUAAUCAAGCAAUGAAGGGUAUAGUUAAUUCGGUCGGCGUCUGUGAUUUGGGAAUUUCAUGUGUAAUUAUAUUACGAGUUUGAUGGAUAAGGUUGUUGUUUUCUGACUAUCUUGUGGGUUUUCGAGUGUAUCUACCGGCUUCAGUUUUUUCUUUUUUUUUUUUUUC
This is a messenger RNA of Aspergillus saccharolyticus JOP 1030-1, 3031 nucleotides long. Its product is annotated as ribonucleotide-diphosphate reductase subunit RNR1. Gene Ontology annotation, biological process: deoxyribonucleotide biosynthetic process; DNA replication. Gene Ontology annotation, molecular function: ATP binding; ribonucleoside-diphosphate reductase activity, thioredoxin disulfide as acceptor. The record is from RefSeq and is a predicted model, not a curated record. The coding region runs from base 270 to 2864 and encodes 864 amino acids. Lineage: Eukaryota; Fungi; Ascomycota; Eurotiomycetes; Eurotiales; Aspergillaceae. Gene Ontology annotation, cellular component: ribonucleoside-diphosphate reductase complex. The transcript is spliced from 4 exons.